AUGGCUACCACUACUGCUACGGCAGUCCAGAGUAGUCGCCCUCCGAUUCUCCCCAAGGACUUCUCCGCCCAGCAGCCGGAGACCAUUCGCCUAUACCCUCUGUCGAAUUACACAUUCGGCACAAAAGAAACACAACCGGAGGAGGAUCCGUCUGUUCUUGCGCGCCUCAAGCGAUUGGAGGAGCACUAUGACCUCCAUGGCAUGCGGCGCACUUGUGAGGGUAUCCUGGUCUGUCACGAACACAACCACCCGCACGUCUUGAUGCUGCAGAUCGCCAACGCCUUUUUCAAACUGCCUGGCGAUUAUCUGCACCACGAGGACGAGGAAAUCAAUGGCUUCAAGAAGCGAUUGAAUGAGCGCCUAGCCCCCGUGGGCUCACAGUUCUCUGGAGAAGGUGUGAAUGAGGACUGGGAGAUUGGUGACACUCUGGCUCAAUGGUGGCGACCGAACUUUGAGACCUUCAUGUACCCGUUCCUGCCUGGGCACGUCACACGACCUAAGGAGUGCAAGAAGCUCUACUUCAUCCAACUGCCCAAGAAGAAGGUCCUCUCAGUCCCUAAGAACAUGAAGCUUUUGGCCGUACCGCUGUUCGAACUAUACGACAACACCGCCCGCUAUGGCCCCCAGCUUUCAGCCAUCCCUCACUUGCUUUCGCGAUACAACUUCGAAUUCGUGGAUGAGAAUGACAAUGUCGUUGCCGUGACCCCUGGCACACCUCUGGCAGAGAACCAGAUCCCGCGCACCAAGGUCCUGGCUGGUGAUGACGGGCAGGACACCGGAAUGACGGACAUUGGAGACGGGGAGCGAGAGGGAUAG
Messenger RNA from Penicillium maclennaniae, 816 nucleotides. Its product is annotated as cleavage and polyadenylation specificity factor subunit 5. Lineage: Eukaryota; Fungi; Ascomycota; Eurotiomycetes; Eurotiales; Aspergillaceae. Gene Ontology annotation, molecular function: mRNA binding. The coding region runs from base 1 to 816 and encodes 271 amino acids. The transcript has 4 exons. The record is from RefSeq and is a predicted model, not a curated record. Gene Ontology annotation, cellular component: mRNA cleavage factor complex.